AUGGUGUCCUCGAUCAUCCCUCCAAAGGUUGCCUCACCCAACGCCAUCGGCGGCGCUGCCGAUGCCGCGCGCAUGCAAAAUGUCGUCGGUUUCUACGAGAAGCUCCCACGCGGCGCUGCCCCAGAGCCCAAGGCACGGGGUUUCGCCCAGUGGUACCAGUACAGGUACAUGGGCUCGAAGGCUUCUCCAAUGCCAAUUGUGCACGCGGUCGGCGCUCUGAUUCUUCUUGGAUACGCUCAGAACUACUACUUCCAUCUCCGUCACCACAAGAACAACGCCCACUAG
This is a messenger RNA of Zasmidium cellare ATCC 36951, 285 nucleotides long. RefSeq lists its product as uncharacterized. Bases 1 to 285 code for a protein of 94 amino acids. The record is from RefSeq and is a predicted model, not a curated record. Lineage: Eukaryota; Fungi; Ascomycota; Dothideomycetes; Mycosphaerellales; Mycosphaerellaceae. The transcript is spliced from 5 exons. Gene Ontology annotation, biological process: proton motive force-driven ATP synthesis.